This is a messenger RNA of Lemur catta (Ring-tailed lemur), 1974 nucleotides long. RefSeq names its product coiled-coil domain containing 47 (gene CCDC47). Gene Ontology annotation, cellular component: endoplasmic reticulum. NCBI's taxonomy places the organism in Eukaryota, Metazoa, Chordata, Mammalia, Primates, Lemuridae. The transcript is spliced from 13 exons. Gene Ontology annotation, biological process: endoplasmic reticulum calcium ion homeostasis. The coding region runs from base 185 to 1636 and encodes 483 amino acids. The record is from RefSeq and is a predicted model, not a curated record. Gene Ontology annotation, molecular function: calcium ion binding.
UUCUACGUAACGGACGGCGGAGGCUAGGUGAAGGGGGCGCGGCGUGACUGAGCUACCUGGUCCGGCUCUGUCUUAGAGGCUUCUGGGAGUGAAACAGAGGCGGCGACCAGACUGAGAGGCAGGCGGGGUGGAGGUGGCGGACCCAGGAGCGCUGGGCCGAGUUUUAGCCUCGGCUACAGGUGCAAUGAAAGCCUUCCAUGCUUUCUGUGUUGUCCUUUUGGUAUUUGGGAGCGUCUCUGAAGCCAAGUUUGAUGAUUUUGAGGAUGAGGAAGAUAUAGUAGAGUAUGAUGAUAAUGACUUUGCUGAAUUUGAGGAUGUCAUAGAAGAUUCUGUUACUGAAUCUCCUCAACGGGUGAUAACCACUGAAGAUGAUGAAGACGAGACUACUGUGGAGUUGGAAGGACAGGAUGAAAACCAAGAAGGAGAUUUUGAAGAUGCAGAUACCCAAGAGGGAGAUACCGAGAGUGAGCCAUAUGAUGAUGAAGAAUUUGAAGGUUAUGAAGACAAACCAGAUACUACUUCUAGCAAAAAUAAAGAUCCAAUAACAAUUGUUGAUGUUCCUGCACACCUCCAGAACAGUUGGGAAAGUUAUUAUCUAGAAAUUUUGAUGGUGACUGGUCUGCUUGCCUAUAUCAUGAAUUACAUCAUUGGGAAGAAUAAAAAUAGUCGCCUUGCUCAGGCUUGGUUUAACACUCAUAGAGAGCUUUUGGAGAGCAACUUUACCUUAGUGGGAGAUGAUGGAACUAACAAAGAAGCCACAAGCACAGGAAAGUUGAACCAGGAGAAUGAGCACAUCUAUAACCUGUGGUGUUCUGGUCGAGUGUGCUGUGAGGGCAUGCUAAUCCAGCUGAGGUUCCUCAAGAGACAAGACUUACUGAAUGUCCUGGCCCGGAUGAUGAGGCCAGUGAGUGAUCAAGUGCAAAUAAAAGUAACCAUGAAUGAUGAAGACAUGGAUACCUAUGUGUUUGCUGUUGGGACACGGAAAGCCUUGGUGCGACUGCAGAAAGAAAUGCAGGAUCUGAGUGAGUUUUGUAGUGAUAAACCUAAGUCUGGAGCAAAGUAUGGACUGCCAGACUCCUUGGCCAUCCUAUCAGAGAUGGGAGAAGUCACAGAGGGAAUGAUGGAUACAAAGAUGGUUCACUUUCUUACACACUAUGCUGACAAGAUUGAAUCCGUUCAUUUUUCGGAUCAGUUCUCUGGCCCCAAAAUUAUGCAAGAGGAAGGUCAGCCUUUGAAGCUACCUGACACUAAGAGGACACUAUUGUUUACAUUUAAUGUGCCUGGUUCAGGUAACACUUACCCAAAGGAUAUGGAGGCUUUGCUACCCUUGAUGAACAUGGUGAUUUACUCUAUUGAUAAAGUCAAAAAGUUCCGACUCAACAGAGAAGGCAAACAAAAAGCAGAUAAGAACCGUGCUCGAGUAGAAGAGAACUUCUUGAAGCUGACACAUGUGCAAAGACAGGAAGCUGCCCAGUCUCGGCGGGAAGAGAAGAAAAGAGCAGAGAAGGAGCGAAUCAUGAAUGAAGAAGAUCCUGAGAAACAGCGUAGGCUGGAGGAAGCUGCUUUGAGGCGUGAGCAAAAGAAGUUGGAGAAGAAGCAAAUGAAAAUGAAACAAAUCAAAGUGAAGGCUAUGUAAAGUCAUCCCAGAGAUUUGAGUUCCGAUGGCACCUGUAAGCUCUGAAUUCACAGGAAACAAAAAAACACCUGUCCAUUUCUCACCUUAAAUUUCAGACACUUCUAGCAAACUGAGAUAAUUUCAUCAUCCACUCUGCUUUUGGUUUGGAGUUUUAUGGGGGUUGUAGAUAGAUUGAAAGGACUCUGUUUCAGUGAUUUUCUUCCAGAUAAUCAAAUUAUUUUGAUUAUUUUAUAAAAGGAAUGAUAUAUGAAGUCUGUGUAGUUUUAACAUAUUUUUAAAAUUAUAACAUGAAUCGGCCGGGUGCGGUGGCUCACGCCUGUAAUUGUAGCACUCUGGGA